AGCGCUCUGGCCGUCGGUGCGCUGGCUCUCGCGGCGGCACUGCCGGGCGCUGAGGCCAAGGGCAUCGGUGGGACUCGCGAGAUCAGGACCUCCUCGGUCGCCUACUGUUCGACGCCCAUCGCAAUUCUGGUGACGGACCUGCAGCUCAAUCUCUUUCCGGACAACCAGACGCUCGAGUUCAGCAUCUCGGCGGCCUCGACGCAGGACAAUUUGGACGUCAGCGUCUCCAUCAACCUCGACGUGUACGGCGGCCUGGCCGAGAUCACCGCAGGCAUCAACCUGUGUGACGUGGCAGCCGGCUUCCUCUGCCCUUUGCCACAGUAUGACUUCAGCGCAUCUGGCAUCUUCCCGGUCCCCGCUGCGCUCUUCGAUCGCAUUCCCGAGAUCGCCUACCGCGUGCCCGACCUCGAGGCAGUCGCGACAGUGCAGCUGACCGACACGAACACCAACACCGUCGUGGGCUGCGUGCAGGCGACGCUCUCCAACGGCCACACCGCGCGGCAGUCCGGCGCAAAGUGGGCCACGGUCGGCCUGGCGCUCUUUGCGCUCUUCGCCUCGCUGCUGCACUCGUUCAUCGCGCAAAGCGUCGGCGCAGCGCAGUGGCGCGUCGUUGAUGUGAUGCUCGCUAUCCAGCACCCGGCCGUCGUCUCGCUGCUGAGCCUCAACUACCCGAUCGUCUACAUCCAGUAUGCUUUGAACUUUGCCUGGUCACUGGGCCUGGUCAACAUCGCGCCGCUGCAGCGCUCGAUCACGGCGACGCGCGCGCGCGCCGGCGAUCUUUCGGGCGGCAUCUUCGGAGAGGAGCUCAUCGCGCAGGUCGGGCGCCAGACCACCGUCUUUGGCACCGACGGAGGAAGCACGAGCGGCGUGGGCGUCAGCGGCGGCGGCCUGCUCAGCGGCCUGAGCGCGCGCAGCCUCGCCGAGCGCGCCAUCACGUAUCUCAAGCCGCUGUCCUCGCACGCCGAGCUUGUCGGCAGCCGUCUGGCGCGCCGGCAACAGUACGCGCCGAACACCGGGCCCGGAGGUGCCAUGGCCACGUCCGACGAUACGACGGCGCUGCCCAUCAUCACGGGCGAGAGCGACCACACGUCGGACAUCGGCACGUUUGCCCAGUACCGGAACAUUGCGCCCGGCAACGUCUUCCUCACCGUGCUGACCUCGAUCGGCAUCCUUCUGGGCAUCGUGCUUGCCGCGCUGCUGCUCGCCUUCCUCAUCGCCCUCGCCGUGCGCUUCUUUACGCGCAAGAACAGCACGACUCGCGCCGGCCACUGGUCGCGCCGUGUCACUCGGCCGCGCGAGUUCCUCGGCGUGCUCCUGCCGGCGUUCCUCAGCCGCUUCUGGCUCGUCACAUUCCCGGUCCUCACGCUCUUCGCCUUCUACCAGUGGUACUUUGGCGCCGCGUGGCCGGCGCAUCUCGUCGCCGGCCUCUCGUUCGGCCUCUUCCUGCUCGUCGGCGCGGCCUUCCUUGUCCCGAUGCUCCUCCACAGCCGCCGCGCCGGCUCCGACUCGCUCUACUACGGCAAGGGCAAUUCGCCUGAGCUCGGCAGCACGGCCGCCAAGCGCUGGGGCCAUAUGGCACACCCCUACCGCCCGACGUUCUUCUACUUCGCCUUCAUCUUCGUGCUCUGGUCGAUCAUCCGCGCCUGCUGGAUCGUGUUCGCGCAGGGCCACGGCUUCCGCCAGGCCGUCGGGCUGCUCGUCUUCGAGUUCGUGUUCUUCGUGCUCCUUCUCGUCUUCCGCCCGGGCCGCGACAAGAAGUCGGACUGGGUGUAUGUUGUCCUUACCUUCUGCCGCAUGGCCAGCUUUGGCGUCGCCGUCGCCUUCACCGAGCAGGCCGGCCUCGACCCGCUGCCGCGUGUCAUCGUCGGCUUCGUGAUGCUCGUGGUCACCGCGCUGCCGAUCAUCUUCACGUUCUUCAUGGUCCUGUGGGACCUCAUCUCUGCGCUCCUGCCGUCGAAGCGCCGGCCCGCACCGCUCGAAAGCGAGAAGGGCGAGUACCAGUACGGCCAGGCGGCGGCGGCAAACCGCGACUCGCACAUCUCAGACCCCGCCGCGGCGUCGUCUGCCAGCUCGCUCGACGCAGAGCGGCCGGGA
Messenger RNA from Tilletiopsis washingtonensis, 2094 nucleotides. Its product is annotated as TRP-domain-containing protein. Gene Ontology annotation, biological process: transmembrane transport; fungal-type cell wall biogenesis. The transcript has 4 exons. Lineage: Eukaryota; Fungi; Basidiomycota; Exobasidiomycetes; Entylomatales. The record is from RefSeq and is a predicted model, not a curated record. The annotation marks the transcript as partial.